Coregonus clupeaformis (lake whitefish) is the source of this 4832-nucleotide messenger RNA. RefSeq names its product adenosine receptor A2b-like. Gene Ontology annotation, biological process: vasodilation; G protein-coupled adenosine receptor signaling pathway; adenylate cyclase-activating G protein-coupled receptor signaling pathway. The coding region runs from base 231 to 1322 and encodes 363 amino acids. Gene Ontology annotation, molecular function: G protein-coupled adenosine receptor activity. The transcript is spliced from 3 exons. NCBI's taxonomy places the organism in Eukaryota, Metazoa, Chordata, Actinopteri, Salmoniformes, Salmonidae. The record is from RefSeq and is a predicted model, not a curated record. Gene Ontology annotation, cellular component: membrane.
UAGUGAGUCUCCACAACCGCCGCGCAACAGAUGCUUGGAGGGACGGGACGCACAACAAGUAUAUUGAAAGGACUGGCAAAUAAUGCAAAGUUUCAAGAGGGAUGGCUGUUUUCGCAAACCAUACUUUUGGAAUAUUCUUGGAAUACUGCAAAAAUACUAUCUCUUUUGGACACACACCCUUAUGACACUUUUAUUUCUGACCGACCUAAUGUUGUGAAAUAUUUGCUGAGAUGAAUCCGUACUACAUAGUAUUUGAGAUAUUAAUAUCUAUUUUAUCCAUCUCUGGCAAUGUAUUGGUUUGCUGGGCUGUCGCCAUCAACACCACUCUGAAAACCGCUACGAACUACUUUUUGGUGUCUUUGGCUGUGGCAGAUAUUUUGGUGGGUUGCCUUGCCAUCCCCUUUGCCAUAACCAUAAGCAUCGGUAUCCAUUUGGACUUCUAUGGAUGUCUUUUCCUGGCCUGUUUUGUUUUGGUACUGACUCAAAGCUCAAUUUUUAGCCUCCUUGCAGUUGCAAUUGAUAGAUAUUUGGCCGUCAAAAUACCCCUCAGGUACAAGGAGCUGGUGACGGGUACGAGGGCCAGACGAAUCAUCGCCAUUUUAUGGAGCCUGUCUUUUGUCAUCGGCCUCAUCCCAUUCCUGGGUUGGAACCUGAAGGUGACUUCCUGCCAUCAGAAUGUCUCCAGCAGUCUGACGAAUGGCAGGUCUUUGGGGGACAAUGCCAGUACCACCACCCCACCCCUGGUGGACGAUCUGGGCAGUGCAGGGGACUUCCUGAGCAGCUGCAAGCUUAUCUGCCUGUUUGAGAGUGUGGUGGACAUGCACUACAUGGUCUACUUCAAUUUCUUCGGCUGUGUCCUGCCUCCUCUGCUAAUCAUGCUAGGCAUCUAUGUGAAGAUCUUCACCGUGGCCCGCAUGCAGAUGCGCCAGAUUGAACUCAAGUGCUCGGUGAGCAGCAAUGGGGACAGCCACCAUCACGGGCUGCUGCAGCGCGAGAUCCGUGCUGCCAAGUCUCUGUCCAUCAUCGUGGGGCUGUUUGCCAUCUGCUGGCUGCCCGUGCACAUCCUCAACUGCCUGACCCUGUUCUACAAGGACCUGUACAAGCCGCCCCCCGUCAUGUACAUAGCCAUCAUGCUGUCACAUGCUAACUCAGCCGUCAACCCUGUUAUCUACGCAUACCGCAUCCAGGACUUCAGGAACACCUUCCGAAAGAUCCUGACGCGUCACGUCCUAUGUCAGAAGGAGGAGCCCUACCUCCACUCCUCCAAUGGGAGCAGGCGGAACAGAGACCAGAUCCACAUGACCAUUGACCCUUUACUCUGAGGGGUGGGGCUACAGGGGGCAUGACCCUUUACUGUAAGGGCAGGCACCAGGGUUCGUGAGGCGACUAGCCCCGCCUACAUGACUUUACUUCAAGGGUGGGGCCACAGGCUGGGGUUGUGACUCAAGGAGAGCCCCAACCCCCCAAAAUACUAUCUGUGUUCAUGUUAUUGUUGUAUUGUAUUCUUGAAUGCCAUUUUAAGUGAGAUUAGAAAUGUUUACAGAACAAAGAGAGUGGGUAUGAUGAUAUGUGAAGCUGAAUAGAUGAAUCUGCCUUGAAUGGGGAGCAUUACUUAUGAGUUAAGCUGAGUAUCAGGGGCCAGGUGAUGAAAUGUUAGCCUGGUCCAAAAUCUGUUUAUGCUGUCUUGCCCAUUCCUAUGGUCAUUGUCAUGGCCAUAGGAGUUGGCAAGACACCGCAAACACAUCUGGGACCAGGCUAGUGAAAAGCAGACAAGGCUUAUUUAAUUUAAAGCUGGAAUCCGUACUAGGUAAAACUGCCAUGUCCGUUUGCGAUAUUACAACAACAAAGAAGUUACUUCAAACAACGAACACUGUUUUUUUUCCCCUCUGACAUCAUUGCACACGCAAUAGAACAGCCACGAUGCUGGAUGUUCCUCUCCUCUGUUUCAUCAACAAAACAAAAACAAUAACAAAUGCGCUGGGGAGAACAUUGGCACAGUUCACCUUAUGAUUUCAGCUUUAACUGUUAAGGAUUUAAUUUUUAUUUUAUUGAAGCUAACUGGAUUUGCAUGACUGUGAAAUGAAUCCAUUACUACAAAAUAACACAUAAUUUACCAUUCCUACACAUUGACCAUAUCAUAACUCAAAACACUCCUUUUUAAGCAUUAACUUUGCAAAAGAAUAUGCAUAAAUUGUUCAACAUUUUUUUACCAAUGUUUGGUAUUUUAUUUAUUGACAUGUAGCUAAAAAUCUAUAAGCCUGGCUGAGGUGUGUACUGUAUUGUUCCUCAUGGGCUACAUCGCACUUCCUCAGUAACAGGUCUUGUGUAAAAAACAAACAUAGGAAAGUCUGCCCAGUGGAACAAUUUACGACUGCAACAUCAGCAAAAUCUCCAGUGAGAGGGCAUAACACACAUGCAACACAGCUCGGAGUGGAAAAGUAUUUUUACACAUAAUAUAAACUUGUGGAGUGUUAUUGUGCUCUGCUUGAAUUUAGCAAAUGUCAUGGCUUCUUUAGUGUCAUGGAGAAAGCUCAGGAAUAUACAGAAUGUGGUGAGGAAGAUUGACUGAGUCAUGUGAAAAAAUACAUCUGAAAUUCACAGACACAGAGGAGGUUGAGACCUCUGGCAAGAAAAAAAUGUAUAAAUCAUUACUCACAAAUACAUGCCUCAUUAUUUGAAAGGUUGAUUAUUACUUACUCAUGACAUCCCUUUUUAAAAUGAUAGAUUUACGUUAUUUUUGACAAAAUGCAGACAUAUUUUAGGUCCUUGUUCAACAGCCUAAAUCAUAUGAGAAAACAAAUCUAGGAUACCCUCUUCCCUUCGCAUCCCUAGAAGACCCAUUAUACAACCCUCACAUGGACACACACACACCCCUCACAUGAACACAGCUGUGAUGGUUUGCCCAACUGUCUCUCUGUAAUAAAGGAGAAGAGAGAGAGGCUGGCAUCUCUACAAGGACACUGGGAUUUGUCAACUCCUGAAACGAACCAGGUGGCUUCUAAUACUCAAUACUGUCAGACUGUAACCACUUCCAAGGCGUACUGUCUGUCCUUGUCCUCAGCAUGGCAGUUAAGAGACAUGUGGCUCCACCCCCCUUACUCAGUCAGAACUCCUAAAUUCACCACUUCACUACACCAAGCCAAAUCAGUCAAUGCAAUGCUGAGGAGGUCCCUCUUUGUUGAACGAAUCAAGGAUCCAGGGUUUGGGUCAAUUCUGAAUUGAGUUAUGAAUUGCUCUUUAAUUCCAAUUCAAUUCUUGAAUUUGAAUUGAAUUUGAAUUGGCCAUACCCCACAGAAAGCAGAAUUUGAAUUGCAUUUGCAUGUAAGAAAGUAUGAUUAAAUUCAAUUAAAUUCAAAUGGUUUAUUUAUUCUGAAUUGCUUUGAAUUAAAUGAUACUUCAUUCAAUUCAAAGCCAAUUCAAAUUCAUGGUUUGAAUUGAAAUAAAUUCCGAAAAUGCUAAUUGACCCCAACCCUGCUAGGAACACUAGAUUGUAGGGGGCUGACAAGUUAUUGUUCUGUGAAAGUCAAAAACAUGCUUCAUCGGUGUAAGAGUGUCAUUGUGGUUUUGUAUCUGUGAGUCUGAGACAGAUCUGUUAAAUAGACAGUGCAUCAUUCUCGGUUGACCACCCAACUUAUGGUCUUGCACUUGUUUCCUGUGUGGAGAUAGGAAACCAAACCUCAAAAUAAUUACAGUUUAACAAGACUCUGUUUGAACAUAAUGGCACACAAUUGGUGCUAAAACGAAGGUGGUUUUCCUAUCUGCUAUGAAAAGAGCCAUCCUUGGUGUGGUCAGAUGAGGAUUAAAAUGCACUGACAUUUUAGAUUAUAUUACUAUAUUAUUAUUAUUAAUAUUAUUGUUAUUAUUACUAUUAUGUUUUCUUCCAAAUCUGAAGACUUUCAAUGUGCUUUAAGAUUAAACUGUGUUGUGUAGUGUUUUUUGAGUGUUCACAAGGUUAAAGAGAUUGAACGGGAUCUUAAGCACUUACAAAUUCAUAAUAUAUUGUACAAAUUAGAGGACAUUGUACACAAUUGUGCACAAUUUUCGGGGACCCGUUUUGGCUCGUGAGUGCUACUUUCAAAACUACUGGCUGAAAUUAUACAAAACCUCUGUAGCAUCACUAACUUUUAUAAGGAAUGUAAGACAAGCAUUGUCUUAUCACUGGGGUCCAACAAAUACAGUAUUUCCAUUUUCUUGGUUUUUAAUUUCUUCACCAUACUCAUCAACCUUCACCUCUACAACUUCAAGGGCUAAACUAUAGGAGUGUGCAGAACCUCAAAUACAUUCCCUUGGAGACAGCACUGUACUGGUAUAACUAUCAUUUGUUCACUCAAAUGUGACCUUAGCAUCAAGAUACCAGGGCUGGGGUCAAUUCCAUUCCACUUCAGUCAAUAAACUGAAAUUCCAAUUUCCCUAAAUGCUACUCAAUUAGAAAAAUGUGGAAUUGGAAUUUCAGUUUACUUCCUGAGUUGACUGAAUUGAAAUGGAAUUGAACCCAACCCUUCAAGAUACUGUGGGUUGUAAAGCCUUCAACAAGCAUGACUUGUGAAUGAUGCCUUACAUUGAGCAAAACCAUACAAGAACAAGCUGAUGUAGUUUUCAUAGCAAUCCUGCCUUCAAUUCCAACCUGUGUGUUUGCAAAUGUGUUACAGCAUUGAUGUCACUAAUCAGUAGCCUAAACAGUCCACUGUGGUUCACGUCAAUGAUGUUCAAUGUUUAAAGAAUUAUUCUUUACGUAACUGGCUACAACUGUAAACCAAUACUGCUAUUUAACAUGAGAAGAUCUGUAUGUAUGGCAAAUUAUUUUGUUAAUAAAAGCUAUGCUUAUAUUGUUA